Messenger RNA from Vicia faba (fava bean), 501 nucleotides. The record is from the annotation of a GenBank genome assembly. Lineage: Eukaryota; Viridiplantae; Streptophyta; Magnoliopsida; Fabales; Fabaceae.
AUGGAAGCUGAAAAGGCAUCAAAAAAAGGAAUGAACUCAACCGAUGUGUCUGGGUCUCUGAAGAAUAGUUUUGAUGCAGGAAAGGUUAGUGCUGCCAGAAAUUCCAGACGAAAUGGUAUUAGGGGCAUGUCUCAGCCUAAAAUGAGGAACAUCUUGAUGGAAAAGGCUCAGAAGGAGAUUUGUAAGAAACUUCAUGGUGGAAGGAGAGUCUUAGAAAGCUUGAUGAGUGGAAGUGUGAAGCCUGGUCCAAAAGAAAUUGUUGAUUCUGAAACCAACAACAACUAUAUCACUGCUGAUUCAGAGGAACCUCUUUCUGUCUCAAUGAGUGUUCCAGACCCAGAUUUCCAUGACUUUGAUGCGAACCGAAUUGAGGACACUUUUGGUGAGAACCAAGUGCGGGCUGCAUAUGACGAUGAAGAUGGCAUGGCAUGCUACUAUGCCUUUAUCCAGUGUGAUAUCAAAGAAUCCAUUCCAAGUGAAGAUAACCUGGCUGAGCUCUAA